Molecule: messenger RNA, 2696 nt
Organism: Silurus meridionalis
Lineage: Eukaryota; Metazoa; Chordata; Actinopteri; Siluriformes; Siluridae
Gene: dvl1b
Product: dishevelled segment polarity protein 1b
Exons: 6
Coding region: 446-1042 (198 amino acids)
Biological process (GO): intracellular signal transduction; canonical Wnt signaling pathway
Cellular component (GO): cytosol
Molecular function (GO): frizzled binding
Source: RefSeq, a predicted model, not a curated record
GCUCAUUAUUGGCCAAAUAUUAUAUUGUAUGUGUUCCAUGCUAAGAUGUCAGAUUUCAGAGAUCACUAUGGGCCUGUUAUGCGUGGAAGGGAGGCGGAAGCCGAGGUAGCAGCAAACAGAGGUUUAUUUACAAAUACAGAGAAAAGGCAGAGCCAACACGAAAUACCUGCGUUCGCAGGGAAUAUCCGAUGGUGCGCUGCGGAAGCGCGGCCCACUAAGUCCCGAACAGAAAAGAAAGGCAGACAAUAUACAAUCCACCAGAGCGCUUGGGAGAACGCGGCGCUGGGCUGGAAUGGAUUAAUGUUAACCACAGCACGAGAACACAGAUAGCAGUACCGGGAGGAGUGGGGUAGUCCGGGAUGCGCUUCGGAAAGGAAGCGCAGCCGUGGAGAGAGUGAGGAGUCCGGUUACAACAGAGAACUAUAACUUUCUGAGCAUCAGUAUAAUGGGACAGCGUAAUGACUGUUUUGAUGGGGGCAUCUAUAUCGUCUCCAUCAUGAAAGGAGGAGCAGUGGCUGCAGAUGGAAAAAUAGAACAAGGAGAUAUUCUACUACAGGUGAAUGAUGUAAACUUUGAGAAUAUGAGCAAUGAUGGUGCAGUAAGACUUCAUGAAGAGAUUGUCUCCAAGACUGGCAGCUUUAUCAGUCUCACUGUAGCCAAAAACUGGGACCUUUCCCCUCGCAGCUACUUCACCAUACCUAGAGUGUUUGAUGAUCUCUCACUAUUGGCGGGGAAAACAGAAAUGGCCACUCUUGUGAAGAUGAUGCAGCAUCCGGACUCAGGUCUAGAAAUCAAGGACAGAAUUUGGCUAAAAAUUACCAUUGCAAAUGGUGUUAUAGGUGCUGAUGUUGUAGAUUGGUUGUACUCACGAGUAGAAGGCUUCAAAGAUAGACAUGAUGCCAGGAAAUACGCCAGCAGCCUGCUGAAACAGGGCUACCUAAGACACUUCAUCAGCAAGAUCACUUUUUCUGAUCAGUGUUACUACACAUUUGGAGACUUUUGCCAAAGUGAUACACACAUCACAGUACACUUUUUAAAAUAGCAGAUACAGCGAAUAUACCUUUGAGCAAUUGAAAGAAAUAGACUUUAACAAAAUGAAUAGCACAAAUGGGUUAAAAGAGUUAAUGGCGUCACAAGAAUUCUGUUCUAAUUCAUUAAUUCUUAAUAACCUUUUAGACAUGGCCUUAGUAAAUAAUAGUUGGGGUAGUGGUGCUGGUUCAGAGCAGGACUCUAUGGCACCUUUUCUUUUGUCCUCAAACCCAUGUUCAAUGGUAGAUCAGCCAUUCGCAUACCCUCCAUAUUAUUUAGGGCUUCCUGGCUUUCCCCAAUAAUAUCUCUUUUCCCACAGCAGCACUAGUGCAGUUCAAAUUUAUCUAAUUAACUCUAAGUGGAAUUUAUUUGUAUUAUAGAGGAGGGCCAGUGACCAUUGUUCUUAAGCUCCUGAUAAGGUACAGAUGAUUAUUUAUUUCUGAACUGUAAUUGCACUCAAAGCUAUGUAUUCAUAUAAUUUAUGUUCCACAGUAUUAUUUGUGUAAUGGCUCUUAACAAAUUAAAUAUUUUUUUCUAAUCCUAAUCAAAUGUAGGUCUAGCAUUUUAAACUCUUAUAACUUACAUUUAUAUAUUUAUAACUUAAUAUACUUAGAAAAUACAUCACUGCCAAAUUUUACAUAAUUAUAUGUUUACAUUUGGGAAAUGAGUUAUCACCAUUAGUCUCUCUCCCUCUCAGACAAUCUGGAGCAUUUAAACAUGUUUAAAUAUGAAUAUAGUCACUCAUUAAUAGAGUACAGUAUAUUCUGUUAGGAACAUUUUAGCAUUUUAAAAACAACUGCCUGCUGUCACCUCUGUAGAAUGUCCAAGCACUCACAUUCUGUGUAUAAUCACAAACUAAAUAAAUGACUACAACCCUAAUUCCCAAAAGGUUGAACCAGUGUAAUAUGUAAAGACAAAUAGAAUGCAAUGAUAUGCAAAUAUCAUAAACCCAUAUUUUAUCAAAAAUAGAACAUAGAAAACAUCAAAUGUUUAAACUGAGGAAAUGUACCGUUUUAAGAAAAACAGGAGGUAAUUUUUUUUUUUUUUUGAUGGCUACAACACAUUACAGUAAACUUGGGACAGGGGCAUGUUUACCAUAUAGGUCUGAAAACUGAGGAGACAGGUUUCUGGGGUUUUGGGAAAAGAAUGUUGUCCCAUUUUUGUCUGAUAAAGGAUUCUACCUGCUCAACAGUACUUGGUCUUCUUUGUCAUAUUUUUUAUUUCUUGAUGUGUCUAAUGUUUUCAGCUGGUGAAAGACUCAAACUCUUCGACUAUGAAGCCAUGCUGUUGUGGAUGCAGUAUGCGGUUUAGCAUUGUCUUGAUGAAACGUUCAAGACCUCCCCCGAAAAAGACAUUUUCUGAAUAGAAGCAUACGUUGUCUAUACCUUUAACCUGCAUCUGUGGAUGACAUGGCAAACUGUGUUAACUGACAGUAAUUUCUGGAGGUGUUUCUGAGUCCAUGCAGUGGUUUCCUUUACAGAAUCAUGCCUGUUAUUAAUGCAGUGCCACCUGAGGUCCCGCAGACCACAAGUAUCCAGUACAAAUUUUUUUCUCGUCUUUUAGACAUUUAGAUUUCUCUAACUUCUUUAAAUCUUUUGAUAUUAUGUAUUUUAGACAAUAAGAUAUUGAGUCCUUACAAUUAUAAUUUUUUUUUUGGUUCAUUACAA